GCAUGACGUCUGCCAGGUGAGGACGCUGGAGUAGGUGGCAUACGGACCUUUCUGGACCCCCGGAGCCCCCUGAUCUCACCUGACCUGACCUGACCUGGUAUCCGUGGCGAUGGAUAAGCUGGGCAUGGCGUUCGGGGGCGGGCCCAGCAAGAAGGAGCUGCAGGAGACGAUAGAGGCCCAGAAGAAACAGCUGGUGCAGUACCAGACUCGCUUCAAAGAUGUGGUGCGUGCGUAUAAGAGUUUGAUGAAGGAGAAGGAGGCUCUGGAGGCCAGCCUGAAGGUCCUCACCGUCUCACAGGAGGUCGACCUGGGUCACCGUGACAACCAGGACCCCUCCACGGGCGGUGGUGGUGCCGACCCCUCGCGGUCACCUAUGACCUCUGACCUGGGAGACGACCGCUCGUCACUGCACAGUGAGGACAGCCUGGACACGGCGGCUAGCGUGGAGACGGCGGCUAGCGUUAGCAGCAGCACCACCAGGGGGGAGGGGGGCGACGAGGAGCACCAGGCCCAGCAGCAGCACUCCCGAUCGGGCUCGCUGGGGGACAUCACCCCUUCUCUGGGAACCACCUCCACCUCCUCACUGGCUGCGGCUGUGGCCAGUGUGGAGGAGGCCGGGGGGCCUGAAAGUGGCGGCAGCAGCAGCAGCAGUGUUACUGUCAGUAGUGGAGUACAGGACCAACAGCUGCAGCCUCCACAACCCAGCCAAGCACAAGCACAAGCACAGCCCCCACCACAGCAGCUCACCACCACUACUGGAACAGGUGCAUCGGUGGAGUCGGAUCGGCGCUUCCUGCAGCUGAAAGCCCAGCUGUCCACAUUGACCAGUUCCCUAACAACCGUCACCCAGGAGAAGUCGCGCAUGGAGGCCUCCUUCCAGGCCGACAAGAGGAAGAUGAAGCACGACAUGGAGGAGCUGCAGAGGAGCCUGGAGGAACAGCAGAAGCAGCACGACGCAGACAUGACAUCACUACAGGAGCAGUUUGCGGAGAGCAAGGCUCGUGUGAUAACCCAGCAACAUGAGAGAGCUCAGGAGCAGGGAGACCACGCGCUGAUGCUGAGGGAACUUCAGAAGCUCCUGCAGGAGGAGAGGAGUCAUCGCCAGGACGCGGAGCUACGCCUCGAGGACGCACAGCAGACACUCAUGGAAACCAUGCAGGCUGCAGACAGGAGCGUGGACAUGGAGGCGCGCCUGAGGGAGGUGCAGCAGGAGAGAGAGGAGAUGAGGAGGAGCCUGCAGACUGAUGCUGCAGACAGGAGUGUGGACAUGGAGGCGCGUCUGAAGGAGGUGCAGCAGGAGAGGGAGGAGAUGAGGAGGAGUCUGCAGGCCGCGGAGGAGGAGAGGAGCAAACCACACCCCCUGGUGGAGGAACUGCAGAAGGAGAUGGGACAACUGAAGACACACUACACACACCAAUUACAGCAGGAGAUCAGGAAGUCGAGUCAGGCGGAGGAGCGCUUGGUUGACCAGUCUCGUCUAGAAGAGGGUCGCGUUGCCAGUCUGGAGCUGCGCGUGUCCGAGCUGUCGGAGCUACUGGGCGCGUGCGAGCGGGCGCGUCAGAAGGACCAGCAGACGGCCCAGCGGCUCCGAGAGAGAGUCCUGCAGCUGGACACCGAGAACAAGACCCUGGCCAUCGCAGCCACCGCCCCACGCACAGGCCUCCACACCCUCAACCUGGACGAGGCCAACCUGGACGUCACCGCGCUGCGAGACAAAAUGGAGGUCAUCAAGAAGCUCCUCAAGAUGGCCACCCAGAACCAGAAGAGCUCCAGUGGAACACAGCAACAGCACCAGCAGGGGCCCUUGGAGAUCGAGAAGCUCGGAGUAGGAGGAGGAGAGAGGGAUGAAGAGGAGGAGGAGGAGGAGGGAGAGGGAGAGGAGGAAGGGAAGACGAAGGUGGUGGUGGAGGAGUCGGACGGAGAUAGGAGAUCUGCACUCUACUAUCAACAGGAGCUCAGACAGGUGCGAGAGGAGUUUGAGCGCUACAAGGUGCGAGCUCAGGUGGUCCUGAAGAACAAGAACGCCAAGGAUGGCAGCCAGGCCAAGGAGUUGGAGGAUGCUCGUGACCAGCUGGCUGAGUUGAAGGAGAAGUACAUCAACCUGCGUAUCCAUGCCGACGAGGCGGAGGCGGCACACAGGCGCACUCUAGAGGACAAGCAGCAGGGGGCGCUAACAAUACAACAACAACACAAACAGGAGUUGGAGCGUGUGGAGGCGGGGCACCGUGACAGUUUUGUGCGUCUGGAGGCGGAGCUCCAUAAGCAGCGUGAGCGCACCAUGGCGCUGCUGGCGGAGAAGGAGACGGAGAUCGAGAAGCUGCGUAGCCACAACGCCACCGCCACCGCCACCGCCAGCAUACUGGGGCUCGGGGCCGGGCACCGCCGCACCGGGAGCAGCGAGAUGGGGGGCACGGAGAUCGGAGGGUUCGCUACCUCGCCUGGGACAGGAGCAGGAUCAGGAGAGGAGGUUGAGUGGGACAGCCAGGCUCGUGAGGAGAGCGAGUACCUGACGCAGGCGUUACGAUUGGCCGGCCCCAACGAGCCCACGCUCUUACUCUACGCAGAGCAGCUCGCACGGAAGGAGGUGGAGAACGGCGCCCUCCGCAGGCAGAAGCGUCGUCUUGAAGAAGACCUCCACCAGCUGCAGGGUCGCCUGAUCGCCAACGGCGAGCGUCACGACGAGGAGGUGACGUGUCUGCGCGAGGAGCUAGAGCAGCGCGUGCGGGACCUGGGCCGCGACGGGGCCAACCUGGAGUACGUCAAGAACGUGGUGUUCCGCUACCUGACCCUCCAGGACAGCAGGGGGCGCCAGCAGACGCUGGGGGCCAUCCUCACCAUACUGCACUUCAGCCCACAGGAGAAGCAGCAGGUCAUCAAGCAGCAGGGCCAGGGAUGGUGGACACAGGGGAAGAGGUAGCAGAAGA
This is a messenger RNA of Engraulis encrasicolus (European anchovy), 2924 nucleotides long. It is a transcript of the gene gcc1, whose product is annotated as GRIP and coiled-coil domain containing 1. The record is from RefSeq and is a predicted model, not a curated record. NCBI's taxonomy places the organism in Eukaryota, Metazoa, Chordata, Actinopteri, Clupeiformes, Engraulidae. Gene Ontology annotation, cellular component: Golgi apparatus. The coding region runs from base 110 to 2917 and encodes 935 amino acids. The transcript has 16 exons.